CGCACACACCAUGGCUUUUAUGUUGGUGUGCGUUUUGGUGUUUACCAUUAGUGUCUGUAAAGCUCAACCUGCUGCUGCACCAGCUAUUUACGUAUUUGGUGACUCGUUUAUGGACGUCGGAAACAAUAAUUACCUACUACUUUCAGUUGUCAAGGCUAAUUUCCCCCACAAUGGCAUUGAUUUUCCCAACAGCAAACCCACCGGAAGAUUCUCUAAUGGGAAGAAUAUUGCUGACUUUCUUGUGAAGGAGAUUGGAUUACCAACGCCACCACCGUAUUUAUCGUUGGUUGGUGGUGCAACACCACCCAUCACUGGAGUCAGCUUUGCGUCUGGAGGCGGCGGCAUACUUAACGAAUCCGGUCGAAUAAUCGCUAUACAGGCACUUUCGUUAGGACAACAAGUGGACUACUUCACCAUGGUCCGCGACAGAUUGGUCCGUCAACUAGGACCAUCUGGUGCACAGGCCCAUCUAUCUGUUGGGAUUAAUCUUGAUCGGGUCGGUUACGGUUCAACAUACGGGUCACGGGUGAUGGUUAUGGAUCUGAACGUUUUGUUAAUAUUGGAUUGGUUGGGGUUUGGCCGAUUCAUAAGGACCUGUACGUUGGUGAAUUAUAUGCAUGUGGUUAAUUAGAGAAGUAGUCUAUUUAGUUGACCGAUUCUUAAGGAUAGGAAUUAGUUUUUUAUUAGUUUUAUUAUUCCCACGUUUGUAAUGUUGUGGCUAUUUAAAGCCUUUGUUUUAUUGAAUAGAAUAACC
Messenger RNA from Helianthus annuus (common sunflower), 754 nucleotides. RefSeq names its product GDSL esterase/lipase At5g55050. NCBI's taxonomy places the organism in Eukaryota, Viridiplantae, Streptophyta, Magnoliopsida, Asterales, Asteraceae. Gene Ontology annotation, molecular function: hydrolase activity, acting on ester bonds. Bases 11 to 631 code for a protein of 206 amino acids. The transcript has 3 exons. The record is from RefSeq and is a predicted model, not a curated record.